Molecule: messenger RNA, 658 nt
Organism: Trichogramma pretiosum
Lineage: Eukaryota; Metazoa; Arthropoda; Insecta; Hymenoptera; Trichogrammatidae
Exons: 4
Source: RefSeq, a predicted model, not a curated record
AAUUCAAAAAUUCAAAAAGGAAAGACCCUGACGAAGGUUUGGACGAAGGAAAAAAACACGCUAACAUUGCUGUGGAUAUUAUUGAAGAGAGUCCCGAAAUUGAACAUUUAUUGAAAGAAAAGGAAUUUACAAAUUCUAAAAAUAAAGGCUCUGGCGAAUUAGAUUUCGAUGAUAGUCAAAAAUACGUUAGCUAUGCUGUGAAUAUUAUUGAAGAUACCAUAAUAAAUAACAAUGUCCAGCCAACGAACGUGGUGAAAUUUAAAAACCAACAGGUGCAACGAAAUAUAAGUGAAAAAAAAAAGGACAGUAAAAACGUUUCGGCGACGAAACGCAAUUAUGAAUCUUUAAUAGAUGAUGAAGAAUCAUCAAAAGCAACAGAAGAAAGAAAAAAACCUCGCAUUAUUGAGAAGAUAAUAUUAAAGAAACAUAAAAUACAUAUUGAAAGCUCUCAAAUUCCAGUUUGCCCUCAGAAUAAUGCUAAAUCCGACGUUAAACUGAAUAUGCCAAUAAGGAAAGUCAGAAAAAAUAAAAGAAGAAGGAAUAGCGAGAAGAAGAAAUUAGAGGAAGCUAGGUCUAAUAUUUAAAAGGUAAUAAGAUGUAAUCUUAUUACUAGUAUAUAAUCUAUAUAUUGGCGGUCGACAAUGCUUGCUCAGUAGAA